UGGUAACUUAGUAUUAGACACCACUGACAUUAAAUAAUGAAACCAAACAAUGACAGAAUGAUUUUGAAAAAUUCUCACGCUGUUUGAAGGAGAUUCCAUAUGAAUUUAUUAUGAUUUUACAGUAGUACCUAACACUGUCUGUAAGGUAUUCUCUCAGAGACUAUACCAAUACAUUUUCUAAAAGAUAAAUGCGUUAAAGUAAUAAAUAAAUCGUUUAAACAUUCGAAAAUGCAUCCAGCACCGCGGACAGCGCCUGCGUCUCACGAGCGAAGCUCGCAGGAUGUGGCCAUCAUUCGCUCUGUUCAUUGCGCGCGCCCCUCCCAACCGCUUUCCUCUCAAGUCCCUUGCAAUGACUGGCGAACGGAGGCACAGCACGGAACACGUAUACAGCACCAGCAGCAUCUUCAAUCUGGCCGUGUGAAGAGAUUGCACUGUCCGUUUCCGCAUCCUGCUUCCAGCACCUGAAGUGUUUGUGGAUAUAAAAAUUUCACCACAAGCCGUCCAGCCCUCUGAAUGCUGAGCAUCGCGUCAACAAAUUGAUAAAUUUCACUCCGUAAAUAUCCCAUCGCGCUUUUAAUUAGCUUGCAAGGUUAGGCGAGCGCUGCCCAAGAGUAAAAAUGUUGGAUCCGUCGUCCAGCGAAGAGGAAUCGGACGGGAUAGUGGAGGAGGAAAGCCGAGAGGUGAUGGCUCCACAGUCCGGAUCCACUCGCAUCUCCCCCAGCAGGACCAGCGAGUGCUCCACAGAUAGGCUCCAACCCACCAGCCGAGGCUCCAGCGUGCGUCCAUCCAGCCCGAGCCCGUCGGCCGCCAGCGAGCAGGAGAAGGAGGACGUGGAGAAACUGCAUAGGGAAGAAGAGGAACGCAAGAAGAAGCUGCAACUCUAUGUCUUUGUGAUGCGAUGCAUCGCCUAUCCUUUCAACGCCAAACAGCCGACCGACAUGGCAAGGCGACAGCUGAAGAUCACAAAGCAGCAGCUGCAGACCUCUAAGGAUCGCUUUGAGUCUUUUCUCAAAGGAGACACACAGAUCGUGGCAGAUGAGGCCUUCAUCAAUGCAGUUCAGAGCUACUAUGAGGUUUUCCUAAAGAGUGACCGUGUUGCCAAGAUGGUCCAAACAGGAGGUUUAUCUGCUCUGGACUGUCGUGAGGUGUUCAAGCGGCAUAUUGAGAAACGUGUUCGGAGCCUGCCAGAGAUCGAUGGCCUCAGCAAGGAGACGGUGCUGAGCUCUUGGAUGGCAAAGUUCGACACCAUCUACCGUGGAGACGAGGACCCACGCAAGGCACAGCAGCGCAUGACCGCCAGCGCCGCAUCCGAGCUCAUCCUCAGCAAAGACCAGCUCUAUGAGAUGUUCCAGCAUAUCCUUGGGAUCAAGAAAUUUGAGCACCAGCUGCUGUACCAGGCCUGCCAGUUGGAUAAUCUGGACGAGCAAGCAGCUCAGAUCAGGAGAGAACUGGAUGGGCGUCUGCAGAUGGCUGAUCAGAUUGCCCGGGCCGGCAAAUUCCCCAAGUUUGUGUCCAAGGAGAUGGAAGCUAUGUAUAUUGAGGAGCUAAAGAGCUCAGUGAACCAGCUGAUGGCUAACCUGGAGAGCAUGCCUGUCUCAAAGGGAGGAGAGUUCAAACUGCAGAAGCUUAAGAGGGGACACAACACCUCCAUCAUCGAUAUGGGACAGGAAGAUGAAAACCAGCUUUCCAAGUCUGAUGUUGUGCUGUCUUUCACACUUGAGGUGGUGAUUAUGGAAGUUCAGGGGUUGAAGUCAUUGGCUCCUAACCGCAUUGUGUACUGCACUAUGGAGGUAGAGGGUGGAGAGAAGCUACAGACAGACCAGGCAGAGGCAUCCAAACCAACUUGGGGAACCCAAGGAGACUUUACCACCACACACCCUCUGCCAGCGGUCAAAGUGAAGCUCUUCACUGAGAGUACAGGAGUACUGGCGCUGGAGGACAAGGAGCUGGGCAGGGUUGUCCUUCACCCAACUCCCAACAGUCCAAAGCAGGCAGAGCUACAUAAGAUGGCCAUCACCAAGGCCUGCCCUGAUCAAGAUCUGAAGAUCAAACUUGCCAUCCGGAUGGACAAGCCUCAGAACAUGAAGGCUUGUGGUUAUUUAUGGGCUGUUGGCAAAAACGUUUGGAAACGCUGGAAGAAGCGCUUCUUUGUUCUGGUCCAGGUAAGUCAGUACACCUUUGCCAUGUGCAGCUAUCGGGAGAAGAAGUCAGAACCUCAGGAGCUGCUGCAGUUGGAUGGCUAUACUGUGGACUACACUGACCCACAGCCAGGUCUAGAUGGAGGUCGAGCGUUCUUCAAUGCAGUGAAGGAGGGCGACACUGUGAUCUUUGCCAGUGAUGAUGAGCAGGACCGCAUCCUAUGGGUGCAGGCCAUGUAUCGGGCCACUGGCCAAUCACACAAACCCGUCCCGCCAACCCAGGUCCAGAAACUGAAUUCUAAGGGUGGAGCUUCAGCACAGAUGGAUGCUCCAAUCUCUCAGUUCUAUGCUGACAGGGCACAGAAGCACGGCAUGGAUGAGUUUAUCUCUGCUAAUCCAUGUAGCUUUGACCAUGCCUCGUUGUUCGAAAUGGUGCAGAGGCUCACAUUGGACCACAGGCUAAAUGACAACUUUGCAUGCCUGGGAUGGUUUAGCCCAGGACAAGUGUUUGUUCUUGAUGAGUACUGCGCACGGAAUGGAGUGAGAGGAUGUCACAGACACCUCUGUUACCUCGGUGACCUGCUGGAGAGGGCAGACACAGGGCACAUGAUUGACCCCACGCUGCUGCACUACAGCUUUGCAUUUUGUGCCUCCCAUGUACAUGGCAACAGGCCUGAUGGUCUCGGCACCGUAACAGUGGAGGAAAUGGAGCGCUUUGAGGAAAUCAAAGAACGAUUACGUGUUCUUUUGGAAAAUCAGAUUACAAACUUUAGGUAUUGCUUUCCGUUUGGUCGCCCCGAGGGAGCAUUGAAAGCCACUCUGUCUUUGCUGGAGAGGGUGCUUAUGAAGGACAUUGUCACCCCAGUGCCACAGGAGGAAGUCAAGACUGUCAUUUGUAAAUGCUUGGAACAAGCAGCUCAAAUCAACUACCAGCGUAUUACAGACUACGCCAGAGUGGAAGGAAAAAAGAGGGAAAUGUAUGAUCACCCUGUCUACUCCUUGGCUACACAAGUUAUGGAUUUAACCAUCCUUGAGAAAACUCUAAAGGAUCAGAAGGAUCCAGAGAAUGUAGCUAAUCUAGCUACGCCUGCUAAAAAACUGGAACACGUCAUCCGCCUGGCGGAGUUAGUCAUAGAGGUUCUCCAACAGAACCAGGACCAUCAUGCAGAGGCUGCGGUCACAAGUACAGGAGACCAGUCGGCCUUUGCAUGGUGGUCAGACCUGAUGACAGAACAUGCUGAGAACUUCCUGUCCUUGUACGGUGUGGAAAUGGAUGCUGCCCUUGAGAUCCAGUCUCCUGAGAGCUGGGACAGUUUCCCGCUCUUUCAGCUUCUUAAUGAUUUCCUCCGUAAUGACUAUCACCUGUGUAAUGGAAAGUUUCACAGACAUCUGCAGGAUCUGUACGCCCCUCUUGUGGUGCGAUAUGUGGAUCUCAUGGAGUCCUCCAUCGCUCAGUCCAUUCACAGGGGAUUUGAACGGGAGUCAUGGGAACCUGUAAAGAGUUUAACAAGUAAUCUGCCCAAUGUGAAUCUACCAAAUGUGAACCUUCAAAUUCCCAAAGUACCAAAUCUUCCCGUGCCAGUAGCAGGAAUAUCUGUUAACCUUCCACAAAUGCCUAGCUUUUCCACUCCAUCCUGGAUGGCUGCUAUUUAUGACUCUGACAAUGGCUCAGGAACAUCAGAAGAUCUGUUCUGGAAGCUGGACGCCCUCCAGACCUUCAUCAGAGAUCUACAUUGGCCGGAGGAAGAGUUUGCCAAGCACUUGGACAACCGGAUGAAACUCAUGUCAAGUGAUAUGAUCGAGACAAGUGUUAAACGCACCAAGGGGGCAUUUGAAUCCAAGCUGGCCAAAAGCAGCCGUUCCACAGAUUUCCGCAUCCCACUGUCGUUAUGCACCAUGUUCAAUGUGAUGGUGGAUGCCAAGGACCAGUCUGCUAAACUCUGUGCAAUGGAGAUGGGCCAGGAGAAACAAUACCAUUCUCAAAUUGAUGAUCUUAUUGAAGAGAGCGUAAAAGACAUGAUUUCUCUUUUGGUGGCAAAGUUUAUGGUGAUUCUGGAGAGCGUGCUAGCCAAGAUCUCUAGGUAUGAUGAAGGAACUCUGUUCUCAUCCUUCCUCUCCUUUACGGUGAAAGCAGCUGCAAAGUAUGUGGAUGUUCCUAAACCAGGGAUGGACGUCGCUGAUGGCUAUGUGACCUUUGUCCGUCAUUCUCAGGACAUUCUGAGAGAUAAGGUCAAUGAGGAGGUGUAUAUAGAGAGGUUAUUUGAUCAAUGGUAUACAGCCACUAUGAAUCUGCUGGCGACCUGGCUGACUGAGCGCAUGGACCAACAGCUUCAUGUCUAUCAACUCAAAAUCCUCAUCAGGAUCGUAAAGAAGAAAUAUCGAGAUUUCAGGCUGCAAGGCGUUCUUGACUCUACACUAAACAGCAAGUCAUACGAUACUGUACGGAACCGGCUCACCCUAGAAGAAGCCACGGCCUCUGUCAGGGAGGGAGGCAUGCAGGGCAUCUCGAUGAAGGACAGUGAUGAGGAAGACGAUGAGGACGAUUAGAGCAUCGAGCCAUCCGAUGUCACCCACCACCCUGAACCUCACCUGUCUAUCCAACCUUACCCUACCCCAACACUUUAAACUUAGCCUGAUAAAGUAAGAUGCAUGUAACGACUCUGAUUACCCAGCUAGCCACUCUAGGAUCUUCCCCUAUCAGCUCGAAUUACCCACAAACAAAGCUAAAAAUACAAUAAAAAUGUACUGAGCAAAAAGAAAGUCGCAAAGAGCGUGAUUGGCAAUUUUAGCUGAGUCAUAAUAUAAUAAAGAUCUACAAACUAGCACCAAUUUUUUAACUCAUUUAUUUGAGGAAUUUGUUUCUGUGUGUUCCUAAGCAAUAUGGAGUACCAUUUGUUUGAUAAUGUCGAGUGAGAUUAUUAGGUGUGUCCCUGUCCAAUGCGAAUAACAUAUAUGCGCUUCUUUGACGUACUCUUACAUACAUUAAUGGUACAUUGUUGUGAAGAUGAGUGUAUGGACCCUCUUCUUUGGACCCUCUUCUUUGUCUUGUCUGUUUUUAAAGUGGAUGCCAACUGCUUAAAAACUAAAAAGGAACUUCUGUAUUUAAUUUUAAAACUGUUAACUGUAAAUGUCUUCUGUGUCUGCACAUUUUCAUUGUAUAUUUUGUUUUCUUUCUUUGUGUAAGGCUCUGUGACCCUAUGUUGUAAACAACCAACUAGGCAUUGUCUCACAGGCAUCGUAAAAUGAAAAUGAAUUGGUAUUCUAGAAAUGCAAUAUCCUCAUACCUCCAUUUUGAUAUCUUGUUGGAGACUUCUUUUAAGUAGAUGUCAGACAUGAUGAGAAAAAGCUCUAUUUUUGGUUCGGUUUCACUUUUACAGAGGAUCUCCCUCUCUCUGUUUUUAAGUUUGUAAGUCCAGUUAAAGUCAUUCUCUUUAUGUUAGUAUAUCUGUUAAGAUUGAUAUUUGCCAUUUUUGGGGGGUCUCACUAUUGUUUUGUAUAUAUGAUGCUGUACAUUGCAUUCUGAGCCAUCACUGCAUGCCUGUGGGAUCCACCUUCUCCAAAAGCUUUUUGUUUUUCUGUGUCAAUUAGCUGGUGGAUUCAUUCUUGCGUUUGCCUUAUCAAAGCGAACAGCUGUAAUAUGCAAGAGCUGUGGCCUCUCAAUAAAGAUAACAUGAUAUACUAA
This is a messenger RNA of Myxocyprinus asiaticus (Chinese sucker), 5820 nucleotides long. It is a transcript of the gene cadpsb, whose product is annotated as Ca2+-dependent activator protein for secretion b. Gene Ontology annotation, cellular component: glutamatergic synapse. The record is from RefSeq and is a predicted model, not a curated record. Lineage: Eukaryota; Metazoa; Chordata; Actinopteri; Cypriniformes; Catostomidae. The transcript is spliced from 31 exons. Gene Ontology annotation, biological process: positive regulation of exocytosis; dense core granule exocytosis; synaptic vesicle exocytosis. Bases 618 to 4685 code for a protein of 1355 amino acids.